Messenger RNA from Aureobasidium subglaciale EXF-2481, 1410 nucleotides. RefSeq lists its product as uncharacterized. Lineage: Eukaryota; Fungi; Ascomycota; Dothideomycetes; Dothideales; Saccotheciaceae. Bases 208 to 939 code for a protein of 243 amino acids. The record is from RefSeq and is a predicted model, not a curated record. The transcript has a single exon.
UACGCCCUGUGUCACAACUGCCAGAAGUGGGUAUGUGCUUUCCAAACACCUUGGCACCAGCAUCAGACAAAAGGCUGACCCUAAACGUAGCAUCUGCCAAGCCCUUGUCAAGAGGAAGCAGCUAGGUGCGGAGGUUGCCAACAACUCGGCCAUCUACAAGAGUAUUGUGCUCUUGCUCCAAGUCCCAGCUCUCUGUUUACGACCAAUAUGAGCGCUUACAUCUCGCACGAUCUCACUGCCGACAACACUCAGUGGAUCAUGCACAAUGCUGCCUUGGCCGAUGAAAUCUACCACAUCAAGAUGGGUGCUGUCAUGGACACCCUGCGGCUCUUCGCGGGCAGGAACACCGCUGAGGAUAUUCGCCGUCACCUUGCCACAACCUACCGCGGCCCACCUCGCCCUUCUAGCUCCGUGCCUCGUCAACCUGCGUCUGAACAACACUCUGCACCGAGGCAACUUCCUGCGCCUGGUACUGCCAACGCGGAGAGCAUUACAUCUGGAGCUCCUACGCUACGCCCAAACAUUCCACAGGCCCAGGGUCGCAACACAUAUCACAACCACACCUUGCCUCCAAUUCAGCUUCAAGACAGCGUUAGACAGCCGCAACAGUCACAGCAGUCACAGCUUAAGGCCGAUCAUAUUACCGAGAAUGCUGCCAGUGGAACAUCCUCAAGCUCUGCCACAAGUCGCGAACCUGACGUGGUCCAUGGCGUGACCCACAAGGAACCUCAGAACGCCUACGACGGCAUCUUCAGCUUCCGCAACUACGAUGCUAAAGCUGACGGAAUCCACGAAGAGGCUGGAGGUGACAGCUCGGGCAACGGCAGCUUUACACCAAGAAGCUCCCCCUGCGAUGCUCGUGCCAAUGCGACAGAGAGCAGAGAAGAGACAGAGCAAGAGCACGAGAUCUACGAGGGAUCGAUGUAUCAGCCUACAUGACAGACGUGCUCGAGCAGCAGAGGAUCGGUAGAUGACAGCAAGGGAUAGAUUGAGACAGGAAGAACAAUGCAUGGCUUGACACAACAUAGCUAGAAGUACGUCACAUCGCUGAGUCGCGAAAUGAGAUAGUGUGAUCUGACCCAUGGCUCUGGUAUCGGUGUGCCAUAACCUGGUUUAGAUGCGCAACGAGAUGUAUUCAGAGCUCAAGCCGUUGCUUGUGUCACACCUGGUUGUUGUGUCCUCCAGGGUAAAAAUUGAUUUCUGAAUUACUGGGCUGCAUCAGGUCAUUCGUGUUGACAGACGUCUGGUUGCGCUGCUACUGCUGACAUGCACGUCGCUCUCAGUAACUAUUGUAUUUCUGAGAAGCCGCAUUGCGGUUUCUUGACCAGAAGGGAGUCUGAGCUUGACUCAAGUCGUUCGCUGCUACGUCAGACAUUACUCAAGUACAACAUCGCAAUGUGCAAGAACUCC